GCCUCAGCUCUUACAUCUGUCCGCAUUAUACGAUCUUAUAAAUACAAAAUCCCAUUGUAUGUGGUCUGCCUACUAGUCGCAAUGUCAAUUAAAGAUGCUCCACAGUUUUAUCCUAAUUCACUUAGCCCUGUGCAAGUUGACACGGGCACUCUUGAAGCUGUAUUGAAACAGCUUCAAGAAGCUGUCAACCAUGGAGCUCGGCUUAUAGAGACAGAAUGUCCUCCCCUCGAAGCUUGGGGAAAGCCUCACAAUACUGGUUUCUAUGCUGGAUUACCAGGGGUCGCUCUGGCCUUCCUGCGUCUAGAUCACCAAGCAAAGUCACUUGGGGACAGCCAUCUGAAUUUUCACCAGCUUGCCAUUGAGCGGAUUCCUUCGGAAGGCCCAGAUGUGCCAAUUUUGCAUGAGAGAGUGUCCCCAUUCGGCUCUUCCAGCGCUUUGGCGGUCCCUAUCUUGCGCAUCCUUGCCUCAAAAUCAUCAGAUACGACUGUUUCCAAUGAUGAUGUAGAAUGCAUCCAAGAAGUGGUGCAGACGGCUCUGAGCAACAGCCACAUGGUAUCACACGGUAGUUCACUGAUGGGGUCCGAUGAAGUCCUUUUCGGCCGCGCUGGCUUGUUGUGGGCGUUGCUCAAUCUUCGAUUACGCAGCUACGAUGAUGAGACUGCGAAAGCCUUGGGGCCUGUUUUUGAGCAGAUACCGCGACUAGUUGACAUGAUCAUUGCUGGCGGGAUCCGAGGUCACAAGGACUUCGCUCUCAACCAUGGAGAUGAAGAUGCCUUGCCGCUGAUGUGGCAUUGGAAGGAAGAUCGUUACAGCCUUGGAGCAGUACACGGCAUAGCCGGUAUACUUGUCAGCCUCAUUGCCUGCAAGCCUGAGGAGCUUAGCAACGGCACAGAGCGCAAUUAUCUGCCCCUGAUAGCUGAAACAAUCACGGGCCUCUGCAAUAUAUGUAUCGCUAAUAACGGCCAUUUGCCUACGAGUCUACCUCCACAUGGUUCGUCGCGUCGUUCUAGCCCUCUUGUUCAGAUCUGUCAUGGCAGCCCCGGAAUCCUGAACCUCCUGGCUUGCGCUAGGAGAAACGGCCCACUUGUUUCUGAUUUUUGGCAGCCAGAGUGGGACAAGGCCAUCUACCUGGCAAGCGAGCGGGUCUGGGAGGAAGGGAUCCUCUCCAAGGGUGGUGGCAUAUGCCAUGGAAUUGCCGGUAAUGCAAUGUCUUUACUGCUCCUCCAUGACAGUUUUCAAUAUGAUGAGGAUACCAUGGAGACAGCAAGACGUAACUAUUUUUCGCGAAUGGGGAGCCUCGACUCGGCUCCUGAUACAAGCGAAUUAUCGGGCGACUACUUCCUUGCAAGAGCACUUGCAUUACUGCUACACGCGCGAGAAACGCCUCCUUACAAUAAUUCAAACCAAGGAUCGCCCUUGUACUGGAUGCCGGAUCGCCCGUAUUCUCUAGCAGAAGGCCUCUCAGGUACUGUCUGCGCGUGGGCAAAUGCCUGCGUGGUCAUCCAAUCGAGACUACGGAGUAUGCAGCUACAGCAGCGCAUGUGCUCCCUCGCUGCGGAUGUCAAAUUUCAAGACUAUGAAUCCCUGAAGCUGGCAAUACCAAUUCUCGCCUACCACCAGCCUACUGGUUUACUCUGA
This is a messenger RNA of Aspergillus homomorphus CBS 101889, 1638 nucleotides long. Its product is annotated as lanthionine synthetase C family protein. Lineage: Eukaryota; Fungi; Ascomycota; Eurotiomycetes; Eurotiales; Aspergillaceae. Bases 82 to 1638 code for a protein of 518 amino acids. Gene Ontology annotation, biological process: peptide modification; carbohydrate metabolic process. The transcript has 4 exons. Gene Ontology annotation, cellular component: plasma membrane. The record is from RefSeq and is a predicted model, not a curated record.